Trametes versicolor FP-101664 SS1 is the source of this 1113-nucleotide messenger RNA. RefSeq lists its product as uncharacterized. The transcript is spliced from 4 exons. The coding region runs from base 1 to 1113 and encodes 370 amino acids. Lineage: Eukaryota; Fungi; Basidiomycota; Agaricomycetes; Polyporales; Polyporaceae. The record is from RefSeq and is a predicted model, not a curated record.
AUGGUCGAAAGCAGAGAGCGCGUUGCCGCGCCCCCGCUUACACGGCACGUGUCUACCGAACGCCCGCCGCGACCGCAUCACUGGGCGCGCUUGAACCUCCGGACGAGCAGCGGCAUCUGGCUGCCCUACGACCCCCCCAUCCCCAAUCAGCAACAUCCCGCUCCUUACUUCGAGGUCGAGAACGCCCCGGCCUCAUUUUCUUUCUCCUUCCAGGGCGUAGGUGUCGCGAUCAACGGCUCGCGCAUCUGGGGCAGCUAUGCGUACGACGUCACCCUCGACGACCAAGCGGCAGUCACCUACAACGCGAGCACGAUGUGGUUCAUCGGAGACGCGCUCCUGUACUAUCAGGACGGGCUGGAUCCCACCAAGACCCACACCAUCAACGUUCUGCCUACCGUCGGCGCUGGCCUCAAGUUCUGGCUGAACACAGUCACUGUCUUUACCGAUAAUCCUUCAGAAGUUGGCGGACUUAUCAGUGCGCCCUCCUCUAGCACUCAGCCAUUAGGGGGCACAACAUCCGACGCCCCUUCCACCGCGGGACACUCAAAGACGAAUACUGGCGCCAUCGCGGGUGGUGUCAUCGGUGGCCUCGCCUUCGUCGCUCUCGUCGCCGGGCUCCUCUGGUACUUCGCUCGCCGCAGGCGGCAGAACCCGAAAGUGUUCGACCGCGAACAGCCAUCCCCGUUCCUCGCCACGCCCUCCACCGCCGCCCCCAUGGCGGAGGCGAGCCCGUUUGUCCCGACGCAGCGCGGCCCAUAUACGCCACCCCGAGGCGACACGAAGCUGCCCAUACUGGCGAUCGGCUCGGACGGCUAUGUACCGUCCCAAACACGCGCCCUGCCCGCGCUCCCCUCUGGUUCUGCGUCAUCGUCCGCGCCGUCUGAGUCCGGGCGCACGGUCUCCGAUCACUCUCUUGCGCAUGGCUCCGCCGCGCAGGCGGCUGCGGUGGCCUCGCCGACGAUGACGCACGCCUCGUCCCCGGCGGAGUCGAGUCCCGAUCCCAACGCCACGGUGGACAGGAUCAUACACCUCCUCGCGGAGCGCAUGGCCACGCGUCCGCCACGGCAGUCGGUGUAUGGCACCGAUGUGCCUCCUCCGGAGUAUGGCGCUUGA